CGAAUACACUGUGCAACGAGUAAUGAAGAAUAAAAGCACAUGUUGAAGUGUUCAGAGAAAAUAAACGGACAUGUUGAGACACUUUAUUCAAAUCACUGAACAAAUCAUGAUAUUCGGAGUGAACUAUCAGGAUAUUUUCUCUUUUUCAGACCAUUCUCUAGCAGCUUCACAUCAGCACGUCUGUCAUUUUAUCAGUUUUGAAGAGUUUGUCUUUUCAUAUUUGUGGACUGAAACUGAUGAAGAUGUUUCUCCCUGUUUUGCUCUGCUUGUGUUUCUGGCGUCUGGAUGGAGCGUUUGCUGAGUCAGUGUUUGAGGGAGAUUCAGUCUCUCUAGACUCUGGUCUCUCUAAAAUAAAGGAUGAUGAUGAGAUUCAGUGGAGGUUUGGGGAUGCAAACACAAUAAUAGCAGAAAUCGAUAAACGGAUCGACAGAAUCGCUGUAUAUGAUGAUGUUCUUGAUGGGAGAUUCAGAGACAGACUGAAGCUGGACAAUCAAACUGGAUCUCUGACCAUCACAAACAUCACAACUGAACACACUGGAGAAUAUAAACUACUGAUCAACGGUGAGAUCAAGAUUUUCAGGCUCAAUGUCUACGUCCUGGUGUCAGUGAUGGAGGGAGAUUCAGUCUCUCUAAACUCUGGUCUCACUGAAAUAAUGGAUGAUGAUGUGAUUCAGUGGAGAUUUGAAGAUGGAAAGACUUCAAUAGCAGAAAUCUAUAAAUGGGCCGACAGAUUCACUGUAUAUGAUGAUGUUCUUGAUGGGAGAUUCAGAGACAGACUGAAGCUGGACAAUCAAACUGGAUCUCUGACCAUCACAAACACCACAACUGAAGAUGAAGGAGAUUAUAGACUAGUGAUGUCUUCAGGAGGAAGAUUAUCAUCAAAAGUAUUCAGAGUUUCUGUCUAUAACUCUGUCCACUGUUGUGGUCCUACUGAAACUGUGAUCCGAUUGGUCCUCUCUGCUCUGGUGGGCGUGGCUACUGUCAUCAUUCUGGUUUAUGACAUCAGAUCCAGAAGAGCUGAAUGAGAUCAAGCACAUAUUCACACAUCAGGUGCAUGAUUGAUGAUGUCAUUUCUCACAAACUGAUUUUGCAUAUAUAAAUGUAUGUCACAUAUAUUAAUGGCUUUAUAUGGUAAUCUUUUUCAGUAUCGAAAUCGCUGAAUUUUAAAGGUUCUUCUGGUGUUUUUUUUUCAUAAUAAAUACUGAUGAUUAUUUGAGUUUGUGCUCUCUUUCAGUGUCAAAUUUUAACAGUGCCACUUCAUUGUUGAUAUUUCUCUCAGAUACAAAAAAAAGAAUAGAGUCACACAGAUCUCACUUUAAACUGCUGUAUAUUUGCUGUAUGUAUUUUCUUGCCUUUAUCAAUAAAGUUUCUCACUCUGAG
Messenger RNA from Pimephales promelas (fathead minnow), 1380 nucleotides. Lineage: Eukaryota; Metazoa; Chordata; Actinopteri; Cypriniformes; Leuciscidae. The record is from RefSeq and is a predicted model, not a curated record.